AUGUACACAGUUACAAGCCGGUGUACCCAAGGUGUGAACACAACACUAUUUUGUGCCGGUAAUUUUAACAGCCGCUUAUACUCAGUUUGGACGAAGUUACACAUGUAGUACAGUCUACUAUGACAUACUAGACCUAAGCAUAUUUUUGAAAGUCUAUUUUCUACCUGAAUCCAGAAUGCGAUACGCAGUCUCUUAUAAAAGCGAAUAAAUCCGUGCAACACAAUUUUUCUACUACUGAAGAUUAGUUUUUGGCUUGCCAAAUGAAAAAUUUUUGAUUUAGAACGAAAGGUAAAUUAACAGUACGUGCAGCAUGAGACAGCAGAAAUGUUUAUUUAUCUAUCAGCUCCUAGGGAAACCGUUUACAUUUUUAUCAUUUGUUGGGGAGGGAGCUGGUGGGAUUUGAGUAUUAUUGAGCAUUCCUAAACAAUAUGUCUUCAAAGGGGAGCCAGUCGAAAAAAUUUGGUGUGUAAAUAGGACCCCCAAAAAUGCCUCUAAGUUUUGUAAUAAAAACCAAAUAAUGACAUCUCUCUUAAGCAUUAACAAAAAUUCUAAUAUAGAGAGAGGCCAUUAUAUAUUACAGAAACUACUUUUCAAAUCCCACCACCUUCCACCACCCCAUGAAUAUUAUAUCUCUCUAAAUUUCACGGUUUCAGAUGCCCAAGAGGCUAACUAUGACAGCGUUUUUGUGUCUCCUUUUGGACUUGACUCCAACAACUGUGGCACCGAGGCUCGCCCUUGUCAGACCAUCACCAAAGCCGUUCGCCAAGUGAGCUGGGGAGGAAAUAUAUACCUCAAUGGGAGUGGGACCGAGAACGUACUUUACAACUGUGGCCAAUCGAACGAGCAGCCAGACUUAAACAUCAAGAAAAGUUUGAACAUCAUAGGAUUCUUGUUGCCACUCGUUUACUGCGAGGGGGGAUUUCAUUUCCAAGAGGACAAUGAUGAGCGGCAGAUACAGGUGAAAUUAUCGGGGAUCGUUUUCAAACGAACGUCUCUCAGUUUUGAAGACUGUCAGCGCGUAACAAUUGACAACUGUACGUUUCGUGACGGUUCAGAAGUUCUGAAUGUCUAUUUACAGAACGUUUCUACAUUUCAGUUGGAUAUCACAGGAUACUCAUUAUUUCAGAACAACUCGUUAUGCCUCAUGCUUCUUUUUCAAGAAAAUGUCAGGAACAAGAGUAGGUUUGUGACAGUCAAUGUAAAUAAUACAAAUUUUAUAAGGAAUGGAUACCACUUUGAACGUCCUUUUCACAGAGGAGGCUUGCAGAUUUUAUCAAAGGAAAGAAAUGCUAUAAAAAUGGAACACAUCAAUAUCUCUUGCAACGGAGUUAAAUUUGUUCACAACACUGGAUUCUUUAUAGACCUUUACGUUCCAAACGUACUGACAAACGAGACAUAUAAAGAUUUGAAUUUGACUUUCAAUAAAUCACCAGGGUACACUAACACUCUUUAUUAUUCUAUAGCGAAAAAACCCCACGUGAAGUUUAUAGCCUUACAAUGCUCUAGCAAUCCAUCUUCACGGUGUAUUAAAAUCCGGUCUGACAAAGCAGAAGUUGAUAUCCAGGGUUCUCUCUUCAACAACAUUUUUCAAGCUCUGUAUCUAGACUCGAGGAUCUGCGCAUCCUUAAGAAUUUUCAGAUCAAGGUUUAUCACAAUUAAUGCAGCUUCCGAUGGUUCAUUGUUUGCUACAAGCUCACGAGGAUUUCUCAGAAUCAACAUUACCAGUGUCUUGUUCAGAACCUGCAAGGCCAAGAAGUAUGGAUGCGUAAUAGUGAUAGGGAAACCAAAAGAAGGACAUGGGCGUCGACAUAACGAGUCCAUUCCGGAUGAAUUAUAUUUCACUCUCAGAGAUGUCACAAUUGAACAGUGGGCAGGUAGAAAUUCCAAAUGUUCAGCUGUAUAUAUUCUUCAUAAAGGUGGAAAAGUGACAAUAGAAGAUUCAAGGUUUUAUAAAAAGAGGUUAACAUCAGUGGAUGGUGCUUUGAAUGUGAAGACGAUAGGAGGGAAAUCUAACAUCACAGUUUCAAACUGCUCAUUCAUAGAUAAAUGCGUGUACAAAAGACGAGCGAUCGCUUUCCAAAUAGUGGCAUCAAAUGGAAAUGCCGGUAGUGUAGUAAUAUCAAACUCCCGGUUCAUAAGCAGCGGAAAGAAACAGAAGGCCUUAUUGUUAAGUCCCAAAUACCGCAUGAGAUUGGUCAAUAUAACAGUGAUAUCAUUUCGUUCUGGAUUCCAGGUACUAUCAUCGCCUCCCAGAAAUGACACUUUUCCGAUUGAUAUCUACGUCGACAAAUGCACUUUCAUGAAUAACAUUUUUGAUAUGCUGUUGACUCUCCUUGAUCCAACCUCAGUCUACAUAACCAUUCAAAACACCAUUUUCAUUAGUACUGAGACAAGUUUUCGAAAAAGUUAUGCUAUUCGGCUUAAUAUUCCACCAUUGAAAAAUAUCAGCUCAACAAUUGCAGUCAUAAAGUUGGACAAUGACACUUUCAACUCUAAACCGUCGAGCAACUUUGCUCUUUUCUUUAAAGGAAAGAAAAGCGUGACAAUAAAGGGCUGUAUGUUUAGCAACUGUUGGUAUGCGUUUUCGGAUGCACAGAGGUGGACGAUAGAGAAAACGGACGAUUUUUAUGAAACCGGUUCUGGUGCUAUUUCGAUAUUGACGUUCCCUGAUAGAGCUUUGAAGAAUGGAUGUCUUCACUCAAACACUAUUGAUGACACACAUCCUCUGUGGCAAUACGAAAGUCAUGUAAUAUUCGAAGAUACUGUGUUUAAGCAGAACGUGGGCUUGAUUUCUGGUGGAGUCCACAUAAGUAACGGAUUCACCACGUUUAUUAGAUGUGUCUUUCAAGAUAAUUUUGGCAUUCAACAGAGCGGGCACAUUUAUUCUGCAUAUGGAACUGGUAGAGUGGACUUGGAAGAUUGUUUAUUCUCUCGAACCAAGGAGAAAACUUUGAUAUCUAAUGUUUCCUACGAUAACGCCAUUUUCACAUAUUCUGAAAGUGGAGGGCCUUUAAGAGUUAAAAACACGUCUUUCACAUCAGUGGUCCCUGCAAGGAGCAACUUUCGGAUGUUUGACAUUUCUAGUGGCGGGUACGUCUACGUGGAUGAUAAAACCACAAUGAAGUGUAGCAAGGGAAGUAAGCUAUUAUUCGAAAAUGCCACCCAUAUUAUAUAUACGGAGGAAAAAGGCGUUUCUUGUAGAAUAAACGUUACUGUUUUGAAGUACUCUUGUGUUUCAUGUCCACCAGGUUAUUAUAGCCUCCAAAAAGGAACUUCACGAGGAUUAUUUGUUAAUUCCACUGUGGAGUGUCUUCAGUGUCCAUUCGGUGCCAGUUGCAUUGAAAGAAAUAUAGCUGCAAAACCAAAUUUCUGGGGUUAUCAAGCAAGGAAUAGUCGCCAACAGCAACUGCAAUUUUCUCCUUGUCCGGAACAUUACUGUAAAAGUCCAUCACAGGAUUCAAAAGAGUCAAGAGAGAAUGAGCUAGAUCAUUCUCUCUUGAAAGAGUGUAACAGUUGUCAUGGGAAAAGAUAUGGUACUCUCUGUGGAAAGUGCGCCAAGGGAUUCACAGAAUCUCUGUUUUCAACCGAAUGCUCUAAAACCACAGAAUGCAACAAUUAUUGGAUUUGGGUUAUGAUGAUGCUUUUGUCACUCGGAUUGGUGCUUUAUCUGUUGAUACGACCGCCCAUUCUGAAUUUCCUUGUACAUCAGACCUUUUGGUAUAGAAGAGACAACGCCCAUCAAGUAAGACAACACGAAGACUCAGACAGCGGGUACAUCAAAAUAAUAUUUUAUUUCUACCAAGUUGCAGGGCUUCAGAUUGACACAGCCAUGAAAAGUCAGCUUAAAAAAUUGCCCUUUUUUGCCUUCGUGAUUUCAUCCAUUCAUUUUCAAGUUACAACCGUCAAUAAUAUCGGAUGCCCUUUUCCAGGUCUUACAACAGUGACAAAAGAGCUUCUUCUAUCUGGGACUGUUCUCUUGACAAUGGCAAACGUUUUCACUGUGUUUUUUGUACAUUUGUUCAUCAACACGUUGAGGCAAAAAGAUAAGCCAAAGCUUAUACACUACAUGGCCGUUUUUAUGGAGGUAUUAUUGCUGGGUUAUGUGCGGUUGGCAGAAAUGUCUCUGAAACUGAUGCAUUGUGUUUCAGUUGGAUCUAAAAAUAGGCUUUUAUCGAUGGAAAUGUUCCUUGUUUGCAAUGGUGGCAGUAUACACUGUUGGGUUACAUUGCAGUGUUUGUAUUGCCAUUCACCCUGGUACUCUGCUGGGGUUCUUCAAACUUUACAUCUUCUGUUAAAGCAGGAGGUUUCUCCCAGCCUGUGUGUUUCCAUUGCCUUUUUCUCAUCUAUUGGCUUUACCGGAGAAUUCGGGAUAGAGGAGCAGAAAACGAGUCGGGGAGUAAUCAGGAAGUCGACAAAGAUGUUUCAAAAAUACUCUAUGGCCCAUUUCGCCCUCCAGACAGUGCCAACAAAGGGACCCUCUACUGGGAAAGUGUUCUGA
Molecule: messenger RNA, 4498 nt
Organism: Porites lobata
Lineage: Eukaryota; Metazoa; Cnidaria; Anthozoa; Scleractinia; Poritidae
Source: the annotation of a GenBank genome assembly